Messenger RNA from Rosa chinensis, 1379 nucleotides. Its product is annotated as phosphoglycolate phosphatase 1A, chloroplastic. The transcript has 11 exons. Gene Ontology annotation, molecular function: phosphatase activity. The record is from RefSeq and is a predicted model, not a curated record. Lineage: Eukaryota; Viridiplantae; Streptophyta; Magnoliopsida; Rosales; Rosaceae. The coding region runs from base 94 to 1179 and encodes 361 amino acids.
ACAAACGACCAUUUGAAAAGUUGAUAGAAAGGCUAACGGCCUGGCCUCGAGCGAUGAACGCCAGAGAAAAAUAGCAAAAACGAAAAAAAGGAGAUGCUGAGCAGAGCAACAGCCAGAGCAUCAAACCACUUGUUCUUCAAGAACAAGAAUUCUCAGUUUCUAGGGCUCAGCAACAAUCUCUCAUAUGCUGCUUCAAACCCUGUAUCUAACUUUGUGAGCAUCACGUGGAACAACAACAACACCUCUAGAAUGUCAAAAAUGAAGAGUUUCACAACCCGAGCAACCGCGCAGCCUCUCAAGAAUGCUGAUGAGCUCAUCGACUCUGUCGAGACCUUCAUCUUCGAUUGCGAUGGAGUUAUAUGGAAAGGAGAUAAGCUGAUAGAUGGCGUCCCAGAAACUCUUGAUAUGCUACGGUCCAAGGGCAAAAGAUUAGUCUUUGUUACCAACAACUCAACAAAAUCUAGGAAGCAAUAUGGUAAAAAGUUUGAGACACUUGGUCUGAAUGUCAGUGAGGAAGAAAUUUUUGCUUCAUCUUUUGCUGCUGCUGCCUAUUUGAAGUCCAUAAAUUUUCCAAAAGAUAAAAAGGUUUACGUGAUUGGUGAGGAUGGUAUCUUGAAGGAGCUUGAGCUUGCUGGAUUUCAAUACCUCGGUGGACCAGAAGACGGAGAGAAGAAGAUAGAGCUGAAGCCUGGAUUUCUGAUGGAGCAUGAUGAGAGCGUUGGAGCUGUUGUGGUUGGAUUUGAUCGAUAUGUCAACUACUUCAAAAUUCAGUAUGGGACACUCUGUAUACGUGAAAACCCUGGAUGUCUUUUCAUUGCAACAAAUCGUGAUGCUGUCACUCAUCUCACAGAUGCUCAGGAAUGGGCAGGUGGUGGUUCCAUGGUUGGUGCUAUCCAGGGAUCUACUCAGCGUGAGCCACUGGUUGUGGGAAAGCCCUCCACAUUUAUGAUGGACUACUUAGCAAAUGAAUUUGGCAUACUGAAGUCACAAAUUUGCAUGGUCGGGGACAGAUUGGAUACUGAUAUUCUGUUUGGACAAAAUGGUGGUUGCAAAACUCUUCUUGUUCUCUCAGGUGUCACCACUUUACCAGUGCUUCAAAAUCCCAGCAACACCAUACAACCAGAUUUUUACACCAACAAGAUCUCAGACUUUUUGUCUCUCAAGGCUGCAACCGUAUGAUUACUCAGAUUAUCGAUUGUUGAUGAUGCCUGUAAAACCAAUCUUGUUGCUAUGUAUGUGUGUUAGACUUCGGUAUGUAAUACUGACUAUUGUUGUCAUGGCCACUACGUUGUCCAUAUAACUUAUUCUUUCUGGUAUAUAAGGGCAGGAAUGAUAUAAAUUUCUGAUGUUAAAAGGAAAAGAGUAGUACGAUUUUCCUU